AUGGCUGUCAUCACCGAUACUGGCAGCAAAACCGAGGACCUAACACUUCAGCAACAAAAUGCUAAAAAUUUAGCGAACAUUGUUACCAUACCGGAAUUUUAUGCAAAUAAAAAUAUUUUCGUUACUGGUGGCACUGGUUUCCUGGGCACAGUUCUAUUGGAAGCACUACUCGACACACACCCCGAUAUUGGCACUAUAUACGUACUAGUCAGAGGCAAACGUAAAUUUGAUCCAAAUGAGCGCAUCAAUCGUCUAUUACAAAAACCGAUUUUCCAAAAGUACAAUGAAAAGACUUUGGCUAAAGUGGUACCCGUGGUUGGCGAACUUAGCGAAGUGGACUUUGGCUUCAGUGAUGAAAUACUAAACGAACUCAUUGAUAAAGUCAACAUUAUUUUUCACAGUGCAGCCACCAUAAAAUUUAGUUCCCCUCUGCGCACAGCCAUAAAAACAAACUUGACCGGAACCAUGCGCACAAUUGAAUUAGCGAAAAAACUAAAGACACUAUCGGCCUACAUUUACUGUUCCACAGCAUUCUGCAAUAGCAACAAUCGUGGCCUAAUCAUCGAGGAAGUCUACAAAUCACAAUUCGAUCCUUAUGAAAUGAUGAAAAUGGCUGAAGAUGAUGCAGUUUGGGAGAACUUUACUGAAGAGAAAUGCCGAGGCAUCAUACGCGAUCAUCCGAACACAUAUACGUUUACGAAGAAUCUUUCUGAAAAUUUAAUGAUGGCUGAGAUGAGUGGUUUACCAGCCGCUAUCGUAAGACCUUCAAUCGUAUAUGGUACUUGGGAACAUCCAAUUAAGGGUUGGGUUGGUAAUGCAAAUUCUGGUCACUUGGGUUUCUUAGCUGGUUUUGUAAAGGGUAUUUUCCGUACCAUGUGUGGACGUGCCACCUCUGUCAUUGAUAUCAUUCCCUGCGACUAUGUGAUCAAUUCAUCAUUAGUCAUGGGCUGGUACGUGGGUACACGUCAUCUCAACCAGCCCGAAGUUAUACACUGUACAUCAGGUGAAGUGAAUCCACUGACCUUGUCCGAAUUUUGCGACAUUAUGAAUGCAAGUGUUGAGAGGCAUCCACCAAACAACUUCGUAUGGAAACCCGCGGCAAAGUUGCGAAAUGGCUGGCGUUACAAUCUCUUCUUCUACCUAUUUCACAUACUGCCCGCAUUGGUGUUUAUAAUACCGGAAAAAUUGUUUGGCAUAGGAAUGCCGCAACACACCGCUUACGAGUACAUGCGGGUUUUCCACAAAGGCACCAAAGCGUUUGAUUAUUUCUUGGACAAAGAUUUUCGGUACUCAUUGAAGAAUGCUUUGCGAGUUAUGUCAACCAUGCAUGAGAGUGAUAAAGCACGUUACAAUUUUGAUUCUAGUCAAUGCGACUGGUCCGAGUUCAUAGAUCGUUGCCUCAUUGGCUUACGUCGUUAUUAUUUUAAAGAAGCCGCUGUAACCACCUCAUGGCAUCGCAACUACUGGAAAGUUUUCAACAUUUUGUACUACUGCGGCUAUGUAGUACUUCUGGCUGUAAUUUUUGGCUUUUGUGCACCUUUCCUAGGUUUGAAAGUAGGUCUCGGUCUGGCACUUCUUAUCUGGGCCUUCCUAAUUUGGUUAUAGAACUACCUCACCACACGACUUUUAUUAUGUCUGGUUAAUAUAUUUAAGUCACUUUAUGUACUUCUUACUAUCAUGUUAAUUUUAUUUUUAUUUAAUUUUAUUAAAGUAUUUACUCUUUUUGUUAUGUGGAGAGAACCACAUUACUCGGGCAUAGUUUUAAGUAAAGUCAGCCUAUAUGUAAACCUAUUCAGAAUUUAUGUAUAAUUGAAGUGUACUUUAAAACGAAAGCAUAUAAGUAUUCUUAUUAAUAUAAUUACUUAUAUAUACAUAAUA
Molecule: messenger RNA, 1878 nt
Organism: Teleopsis dalmanni
Lineage: Eukaryota; Metazoa; Arthropoda; Insecta; Diptera; Diopsidae
Product: putative fatty acyl-CoA reductase CG8303
Exons: 5
Coding region: 1-1605 (534 amino acids)
Biological process (GO): long-chain fatty-acyl-CoA metabolic process
Cellular component (GO): peroxisome
Molecular function (GO): alcohol-forming very long-chain fatty acyl-CoA reductase (NADP+) activity
Source: RefSeq, a predicted model, not a curated record